CGCCCACGCCCAGGCCUGGCGCUGCGCCUCUCCGCUGCCAGCGUUCCCACCGCCCACGGCCGCCCGCGUUCCCGCCGCCCGCGUCCGCCCCGCGUCCCCGAGUCCCCGCGUCCCCGCAUCCCGAGCGGCCGCGCCCCCUGAACCGGAACCGCUUGCGGCCGCCGGCGCGGAGCCGGACCGACCGGGUAGCGGAGGCGGCUGCGCGGCGCCCGCCAUGGCGGCGGCGGGGUGAGCCGGGCCGGGCGGCCGCAGUCGCGCGGGCGCGGGCGCUCCUCCGCCGCGGACAGGCCGCCGGGCCGGGCGAGGGGAGCCGGGCCGCCCAUGGCGAGGCCGCGCCGCCGCCGCCGUUGCUGACCCGGGGCCGCGCUGGGGCCGGGGCGCCCGCCAUGGGGAACACCGCCUCGUGCUGCGUGUCGUCCAGCCCCAAGCUCCGCAGGAAUGCCCACUCGCGGCUGGAGUCCUGCCGGCCCGACGCCGACCUGAGCCGCGAGGACACGGGCUGCAACCUGCAGCACAUCAGCGACCGGGAGAACAUCGACGAUUUCAACAUGGAAUUCAAUCCUUCAGACCAUCCUCGGGCCAGCACAAUAUUCCUCAGUAAAUCUCAGACGGACGUGAGAGAAAAACGCAAGAGUCUCUUCAUUAACCAUCAUCCUCCAGGACAAAUAGCAAGGAAAUACAGCUCCUGCUCGACUAUUUUCCUAGAUGAUAGCACAGUCAGUCAACCAAACCUCAAGUAUACAAUUAAAUGUGUAGCUCUCGCAAUAUAUUACCACAUCAAAAACAGGGACCCAGAUGGAAGGAUGCUCUUGGAUAUUUUCGAUGAGAACCUUCACCCUCUUUCGAAAUCCGAAGUGCCACCAGAUUAUGACAAACACAACCCAGAGCAGAAGCAGAUUUACCGGUUUGUUCGGACACUGUUCAGUGCUGCUCAGCUGACUGCGGAAUGUGCCAUUGUCACCCUGGUGUACCUCGAAAGGCUUCUAACGUACGCAGAGAUUGACAUCUGUCCGGCCAACUGGAAGCGGAUUGUUCUGGGGGCCAUCCUGCUGGCCUCCAAGGUAUGGGACGACCAGGCCGUGUGGAACGUGGACUACUGCCAGAUCCUGAAGGACAUCACGGUGGAGGACAUGAACGAGCUGGAGCGACAGUUCCUCGAAUUGCUCCAGUUCAACAUCAACGUGCCCUCCAGUGUUUAUGCCAAGUAUUAUUUUGAUCUUCGUUCUCUGGCGGAAGCCAACAACCUGAGCUUCCCCUUGGAGCCCCUUAGCAGGGAGAGGGCCCACAAGCUGGAGGCCAUCUCCCGCCUCUGCGAGGACAAGUACAAGGACCUGCGAAGACCCACGAGGAAGCGGUCAGCGAGUGCUGACAAUCUGACUCUGCCCAGGUGGUCCCCGGCCAUCAUCUCCUAACCGUGGGCGUCCCCGCUGGCGGCCGUGCCAUCCCUCAGUUUCUCGUUUAGUUCGAGAAAAGACAGUCUUGGGGUGGUUUUGUUUUGUUUCUCCUUUCCUUUUUUUAAAAUUCAUAGCUCCGCCAGGCUGCCUUGAUGAGCGCCUCCACGCCGCGCGCACGGGCAGCAGGGCUCCGAGGAAGCCAAGUCGGUACCGUGGGAUCCAGUCCGCGCCUUCCCAGCCCCGGAACAGCGCUUCCUUCGUGGAGGAAAGACUCUAACCCUGGAGGAGGAAGGGAAGGGAAAGGAAGUCGGCUAGAGGCAGGGAAAGCGGCUUGGCCAUUUCCUAAGCCCCCCACCGUCGGUCAGUAGCCGGAACCGACAGGAAAGCCCGGCGUAGGCGACGAAGUUGGAUGUGCAUUAAAGUCGCGCGCCGCGUUCACCGCCCCACCCGGAUCAGUAUGUCCCGUAAGACUUCUUGCAUUCCUUCUUGCUGCUUCUCGGGGAUUUGGGGGGGAUUUUUGUUUGUUUUAUUCUGUUUUGGUUUUGGUCCCACAGAGCAGAGAAUAUAGUUUGUACCCACCAUCGCACAGACAUCCAAAUAAAUAGUACUGGCUGUUUCUCUCUGCACAACUCCUGCGAGCUGUCUUCUGAGCUUUCUUCCUCUCCAGGGGGAGCGCUUGUCACGUUUCUGUGCACCUUUAUUUUAGACGGUUUUUCCACAGUGGCGGAAUCAACUUGACUGUAGUGCUGAACCAAACGUAGCCCUUCCCCCCGACUCCUCCCCCAGGAACAUUCUAGAUCACAUGGGUGCUUGUGCCUUCCGGUCCUGCGGUGGUUUCUCUCUGCCCUGACAUCCUGGUGGAGGCUGCGCCCCCGCGGGCCGCGUGGGAGCCCUUCCUCCCCUGCCCACCCCCCUCCUCUACUUCCACGUCCAUUGUGCAAGCAAUAUGCCUCUCAAUUUUUAUAUGUUUACUUUAAAUCAAAGUUAGUCUAUUUGUAUAAAAUUUUUUAAAAAUCUAAAAUUUAAAAAAACGGGGGUGGGGGUGGGUAUUCCCAUGGAAGAUCAUUGAAGGGCAAAAUGUUCCUAUUUACUGAGGUAUUUUUCACAGAAUGAUUGAAUAAAAAACAACUUGCAUUUUCA
Messenger RNA from Balaenoptera acutorostrata (minke whale), 2534 nucleotides. RefSeq names its product cyclin Y (gene CCNY). The transcript is spliced from 10 exons. Gene Ontology annotation, molecular function: cyclin-dependent protein serine/threonine kinase activator activity; protein kinase binding. Gene Ontology annotation, biological process: regulation of cyclin-dependent protein serine/threonine kinase activity; regulation of canonical Wnt signaling pathway. Lineage: Eukaryota; Metazoa; Chordata; Mammalia; Artiodactyla; Balaenopteridae. The record is from RefSeq and is a predicted model, not a curated record. Gene Ontology annotation, cellular component: plasma membrane; cytoplasmic cyclin-dependent protein kinase holoenzyme complex. Bases 387 to 1412 code for a protein of 341 amino acids.